AAAAGAAAAUGCAUGAAAGUGGUUUGAAAACAGCUGACCAUCUAUUUGACCAUGGAGAAAGUCUGCGAAUCAACCAGGUAGAAAUUUGAAUAUGUGGCCACACUAGUAAACUCUCGCGUUUUGUAUUAAGGUGAAACGAUUCGAACGCUACAUUACGCUCAAACUUAGUACAUAUUUUAUGUUACACUAAUUAGUUACACACUUAUUUAUUCUUAGGCCGUAUUUACAGAAUAAAAUUGUUAUUUCUUUGUUUAAGUUUUGCGAUUUGUACGUUUAAGAUUCACAAAUGUUUUAUUGUUGAUAAAAAUGUUUUGAUUUCGUUUGAUAAUUUGAUCAGUUCCCAUAAAACAAAAAUAUCCCGUUGUUACAAUGAUAUCUAAUUCGUGAACAUGAGUUUCAAAUAUAUAUUCUUAGUUUUGAUGUUGACGAUGAAUUAUUCCAGCCUUUUGUGCUUGGAAUAUUCAAAUGGUUUUAAUGAAUCGGCAGUUAUAAACACAAUUCACACAGGCCAAAGUAAACGAACCAGUAAAUUUCUAUUUGACACAAUUUUUCGCAUAAGUUCAGGAGUUUCAAAUGCUUUUGGACUUUCGGAUACCGAUGACGAAGUGGAGUACACAGAAAAUUCGAGUCUCAAAAAUUGUGAUUGUGACUGUGGCUUCUCCAACGAAGAAAUAAGAAUUGUUGGAGGGAAACCAACCGGGGUGAACCAGUAUCCGUGGAUGGCGCGAAUCGUUUAUGAUGGGAAAUUUCAUUGCGGCGGAUCGUUGCUGACCAAGGAUUACGUACUCUCAGCGGCUCAUUGCGUGAAAAAACUGAGAAAAUCCAAAAUCAGAAUUAUCUUUGGAGAUCACGACCAGGAAAUCACCUCGGAGUCUCAUGCCAUUCAACGGGCUGUUACAGCCGUAAUAAAACACAAAAGCUUUGACCCAGAUACAUACAACAAUGAUAUUGCGCUGUUGAGACUUCGCAAGCCUAUUUCGUUUUCUAAAAUCAUAAAGCCUAUUUGUCUUCCGCGGUACAAUUACGAUCCGGCAGGUCGAAUUGGAACAGUAGUUGGCUGGGGACGCACGUCCGAGGGCGGAGAACUGCCGUCCAUUGUUAACCAAGUGAAGGUUCCCAUUAUGUCCAUCACGGAAUGCCGUAAUCAAAAAUACAAAAGUACUCGAAUUACCUCAUCGAUGUUGUGCGCGGGCAGACCGAGCAUGGACUCGUGCCAGGGCGAUAGUGGAGGACCGCUGUUGUUAUCUAAUGGAGUUAAGUAUUUUAUCGUCGGAAUCGUUUCCUGGGGCGUCGGAUGCGGCCGCGAUGGAUAUCCUGGUGUUUACUCGAGAGUGAGCAAAUUCAUUCCGUGGAUUAAAUCUAAUUUAGAAAAUACAUGCCUGUGUUCUUAG
Messenger RNA from Drosophila ficusphila, 1391 nucleotides. RefSeq names its product trypsin-1. The record is from RefSeq and is a predicted model, not a curated record. Gene Ontology annotation, molecular function: serine-type endopeptidase activity. Gene Ontology annotation, biological process: proteolysis. The transcript has 3 exons. Lineage: Eukaryota; Metazoa; Arthropoda; Insecta; Diptera; Drosophilidae. The coding region runs from base 390 to 1391 and encodes 333 amino acids.